Messenger RNA from Rhododendron vialii, 1478 nucleotides. RefSeq names its product putative F-box protein PP2-B12. The transcript is spliced from 3 exons. The record is from RefSeq and is a predicted model, not a curated record. The coding region runs from base 64 to 876 and encodes 270 amino acids. Lineage: Eukaryota; Viridiplantae; Streptophyta; Magnoliopsida; Ericales; Ericaceae. Gene Ontology annotation, molecular function: protein binding.
GAGAGAGAGAGAGAGAGAGGUUUCUGAAGGUAAGGAGGGAGAGAGAGGGAGAGAGAGAAGAGGAUGGACAAUUUCUCGGUGUUGCCGGAAGGAUGCAUUUCACAGAUUCUGUCCAUGACCUCUCCUCGGGACGCGUGCCGUUCGUCCGCGAUCUCAUCCGGGUUCGACGCGGCUGCCAACUCGGAUUCCGCGUGGGAGAAAUUUCUGCCCUCAGAUUAUCGGCAAAUGAUUUGUAGAUCUGUAUCUCCUGUCGUCUUCUUUACCAAGAAGCAGUUGUACUUCAGUCUGUGCGACUCUCCUCUCCUCCUCGAUGGUGGCAAACUGAGCUUUGCGCUAGACAGAGAAAGCGGGAAGAAGUGUUACACCCUACCAGCCCGGGAAGUCGACAUUGCUUGGAAGGAGGAUUCCCGAUACUGGAAGUGGAUAUCGUUGCCUGAGUCUCGAUUCCCAGAGGUGGCCCAGCUUUUGCAUGUGUGUUGGCUUGAUAUUUGGGGCAGGAUUAGCACUGCAAUGCUAUCUCCAAACACCACUUAUACAGCUUACCUCAUUUUCAAGAUCAUAGACCAGAGGCACACUGGGCUUGAGUCGCUUCCUGUAAAGGCCUCUGUUAGAUUUGUAAAUGGAGAAGACGAGUAUGAAGACAAUAACAGUAGCACUGUUUUCUUGAAGUUGCGGACGUUGAGAUCUGUGGGUGGAGGACAAAAUGGACGGCUCCCUCAAACAAGGAAGGACGGGUGGAUGGAGAUUGAGCUGGGGGAAUUUUACAAUGACGUAGCAGAUGAUGGUGAAGUGGAGAUGAGGUUGAGGGAGGUCAGUAGUAGUAAGUCUGGCCUUAUUGUGGAGGGCAUUGAGGUACGGCCUAAAGUUGGCGUAUAAAUAAGAAGAAAGAGUUACGGUUAGGCUUGGUUAUCUUUAAUGAGGGAAAUGAUUUUAAAGCCCAUGUAGUAUAUACAAUAUUUCAUCACAUAGUUGGCUUGAAAUGGAACGUGUUAUGAUGGGGUGUGUCCAUACCACUAAAUAAACCAAGCUGAAUGCAUUGGUUUGCAAAUGGAUUUCCGUUCUGGAAAACUAUAGUUUCUUUUUUUGGCCGGGCUUGGGGGAUUAUGCUUUAGGAACUUCCAUAAUUGAUUUUUCUUUUUUUAAAUUGGGGCAUGCCUUAGAAACACUUAAAAAGAGUACACAAUGCUGGCAAAAGUAAUAUGGUGAUUAAUACAAUCUGGAAUGGCUUUGUAAAAUUGAAAAUGCUUCUUUGUUGCGGACAUGUAUGGCAGUCCCUUGCGGUUAAAUCUGCACAUUUGUUGUCUUCGUGUUGUGAAUGUGGAGUACUUGAUAGUAUGGCCUCCAAUUUUAUUAACAACCGACAUGCACUCAAGAAUGUUGUCAUAAACGAUGAGAUUUAUUCUGCUUUCUUGUAAUACUCAGACAAACAGUUGCAUAAUCAACUUUAAUGUUGGCGGCGGCGGUGUUCUUGUCAAGAA